This is a messenger RNA of Bursaphelenchus okinawaensis, 420 nucleotides long. NCBI's taxonomy places the organism in Eukaryota, Metazoa, Nematoda, Chromadorea, Rhabditida, Aphelenchoididae. The record is from the annotation of a GenBank genome assembly.
AUGUCAUUUUACCUCUCACUGCUCCUAUCUACUCUCUUCAUUGCCCAAGCCUAUUCUCGCCCUCAACUAGCCGAUGGCAGCAUUUCUGGUACCAUCUUAGGCAACAUGGCAGGUGGACCAGUGGCACCAGCGGCUCCAGUUGCUGCAGCUGUACCAGCGGCCCCAGCCGCAGCUACAGCUCCUGUAGCCACUCCAGCCGCCACACCAGCUGUAGCUAGUCCAGUCGCAGCAAGUCCUGUAGCUGCUAGUGGUACUAGUGCAGCUGCGGCUAGUCCAGCUUAUAGUGGAGCUUCAUAUCCGGCUACUGGAUCGGCUGGCUAUAGUAGUGCAGCAUCGACUGGUUAUACUGGUACUGGCGCUGCUGGUUAUACUGGCACUGGAGCUGUUGCUGCACCAGCUGCUGGAAGCUUUGUUGUAUAA